Molecule: messenger RNA, 2629 nt
Organism: Polypterus senegalus (gray bichir)
Lineage: Eukaryota; Metazoa; Chordata; Cladistia; Polypteriformes; Polypteridae
Gene: ahrrb
Product: aryl-hydrocarbon receptor repressor b
Exons: 11
Coding region: 343-2505 (720 amino acids)
Biological process (GO): regulation of transcription by RNA polymerase II
Cellular component (GO): aryl hydrocarbon receptor complex; nucleus
Molecular function (GO): nuclear receptor activity; transcription cis-regulatory region binding; protein dimerization activity
Source: RefSeq, a predicted model, not a curated record
AUCUGCUGACAGCCGUGCACACUGAGCCAGCAUCACUGAGAGGAGCUUAGGGGUCUCUGCAAGCUGGAUGCGCUGGUUUUCUUUGUCUUUCUUUUUUUUUCUUACAAAGGAUUACGUUUAAAUCAAAAGAAUUCAUUGAAGUUUCUCGAGCCUUCCACCCGCUUUAAGUGUUUUUGUCUUUUUUUUCUGCGCGUUUUUUUCCUUUUCCGUUACUUAUUUUGGAAUAAAGUUUGUCACCGAGUUGGUUCGAAGACGAGACCACCUCGAGCCCCUCUGCUUCUUGCGCGUGUCCUGCGAAGGCAGGCGGCCGACGGCUGCACCUGUUACCGCUUCGGAGCGGCGAUGAUCCCGCCGGGCGACUGCAUGUACGCCGGGAGGAAGAGGAGGAAGCCCGUGCAGAAACAAAAACCGGUGGCAUUCAGUGAAAAGAGCAACCCAUCCAAGAGACACCGAGACCGCCUGAACGCGGAGUUGGACCGGCUGGCCAGCCUCCUCCCGUUCUCGCCGGACAUCAUCUCAAAAUUGGACAAGCUGUCCGUCCUGCGCCUCAGCGUCAGCUACCUGCGGGUCAAGAGCUUCUUUCAAGCCAUUCAGGACAAGCCAUCGAGAAAGCAGUCGGGCUGCGCCUUCAGCAGCGAGGUCAGGAAGGACGGGCUGUCGGCGGGUGGGACGUGCCUCACGGAAAGUGACCUGCUCCUGGAGUCGCUGGCCGGCUUCGCUCUGGUGGUCAGCAUGGAUGGCAUGAUUUUCUACGCCUCGUCCACCAUUGCCGACUACCUGGGCUUUCAUCAGACAGAUGUCAUGCACCAGUGCGUCUUCGAUUACAUCCACGUGGACGACCGGCAGGAGUUUCAACGCCAACUCCACUGGUCUAUGAACCCAACGCCUCAGCAGACAUCCGGCCCGGAGCAUCACUUGGCAGCUGGGAACGGAGAGGACUUCGUCAUCAGCAGACUCUUUAAAGCCCACGAGUCGGACGGAGUGCCCCCCGAGUUUCACUCCUUUCUCCACCGCUGCUUUGUCUGCAGAGUCCGCUGCCUCCUCGACAGCACCUCGGGAUUUCUGACCAUGCAGUUUCAAGGACAACUGAAAUUCCUCCACGGCCAGAAGAAGAAGACAGCGGCAGGGGUCCUCUUGCCUCCCCAGCUGGCACUCUUCUGCGUUGCUGUGCCACUCCUGCUGCCUGAGGUGAAGAUGAAAAGUCUGAUGAUGAGGGGCAAACCCAAGGCUCCCGAGAGCAAGAGUCAGAGUGGGCCAGAAGUGGACAACAGGAGGGCACUGGGCUACUGCUACCUCAACUUCGCCAACAUGAUGCACCACUCAGAAAGUCAUCGAAAAGUGGCGACCAACGGGCACAGCGGGCAGGCCGUCGUCCGAGUGGUGAGCAACGAGGACCGCUGGCUGUGGCUGCAGGCGAACGCGGAGCUCUUGUGCAGAGGCAGCUGUCCGGAGUACGUCCUGCUAUCCCACUGGCACCCACAUGAUAAAGAGGAUGAAGAAAACGUAGUGAAGCCCCUCGCUAACAGCCACAUGGGUGACCAUGGCACUGGACGCCUGAGACAGCAGGGUCCUUGGAACGGGACCCCAGCAAUGGUCGACACCAUGAAAUCCAAAGCCCAGCCCAACAAGCUCAACGGCUGUCGGUUCACGCAGGACGAGCCCCUCAAAUUCUGCAAGUCCCCGCUGCCGGGGCACCGACCCGAAUGUCUGGAGAACGAGUGGCCGUCAAAGUGUUCAUCGGGGGCCCAAAAUCAAGUGGGCUUCCCAAACCGGCAUCACUUGGGGAAGUCGGGCGGCUGCAGAGCGCCCCCUAGCUAUCACCACAGCGACCCCCCCAAGUAUUACGACACCCCGCUGAACCCCGACCUGGACGGCUGUGUGACGGAGGCCCUGAAAAUGGACGCGCUGUACUCCGCUCAGCCACACAGGGUCCACGCAGACACGCCGGUGAAACUCGAGCACGACUUGGACGGCAGGAACGGCUGCCACAUGUACACUGGCGCCCAGGGCCGGGCAUGGGAGUGUAAGGAGUAUCUGGAGAAGGGCUUGGAGCUCUCGGGUCCUGAAGGCGUCCUGCUGAAGUCAGAGCUGGACUACCUGGAGCAGUACGCCGACUGUCAGAAGAGCAAAAGCAACUUCACCGCCCCGCUCAGUGAACAUUACGGCGAUGCGUGUGCCAGAAACAGAGCCGCCCGGUGCCCACCUACUAAGGACUUCACCCAGGUGGGCUCACAGGUGCCCAGCACCCACUGUUUGGACGCUUCACUCUGCUGGCAUCACCAUGUGGAGCACAAGGAGUACAACUGGUAUGAUGACAAGGACGUCUGUGCCUUGAGAGGUCAGCACGUCAUUCACUCCAUCAAACGCGAGCCCAUGGACUCACCCCCCUGGCACGAGCCACAGCAGGCGGGCAUGCAGACUGCACUGGCACACCAGGGGGCGACACCAAACUGCGGUUCAUAUACGGUGCCCCACAAACCCGCCCAGUAUUUAUAUCUGCAAUGAGAGCUGCCUGCUCUGGUAUUGCCAGGGUCUCAGAGGUGUGUGCCCACCUGACUGCUUGACCAUCAGCCUUAUGGUACAACUGCAUGGAAUAUGCGUUUUAUUAAAGCACUUUUCAUAAAAGACA